AUGGGUCCUCGCGGAAAGAAUGCUGCCAUCGAAAAGGCUGCUGAGAGGGCAGGAAUAUAUGAUGACGACAAGGCAAGGCGCAACAUUGGACUGCCAGCGGCCGCGGCUUACGUGGCUGCGGCCAGCGCCACCCCCCAAAAGGAUCAAAUGUACAACUUUUUAGAUACGGGCGCCGAAUAUUACUUGAACCUCUUACUGAUGCGCGUUCACCGCUACCCGUCUGAAUAA
Messenger RNA from Arctia plantaginis, 228 nucleotides. The record is from the annotation of a GenBank genome assembly. Lineage: Eukaryota; Metazoa; Arthropoda; Insecta; Lepidoptera; Erebidae.